Messenger RNA from Geodia barretti, 3662 nucleotides. The record is from the annotation of a GenBank genome assembly. NCBI's taxonomy places the organism in Eukaryota, Metazoa, Porifera, Demospongiae, Tetractinellida, Geodiidae.
AUAUCAGAGCGUCGGUAGACGCUCUAUAUAGGGAUGACACGAGUGAAAUCUCACGUGAUCCACGUACAAAACGCCUCAAAACUCAGCGACAAUGACUCACCAUGGCUUCAAAAUCACUAGCAAUAGUCUAGAGGCCAAUACCUAGCUAUACAUAUGCCCCAAGACUUCCUACGUGCCCUCAGUUCCCCACGAGAGAAUUCGCACUUACGCGAUUUCGCGAUUUUCGUGUCAUCAUAAUCAUCAUAUUCUUCUUCUUCUUCUUCUUCUUCAGACCCGCUAGCUCCUUACCGGAAGCAGUUGAAGCGUUGAUUUUUUCACAGAACGUCUCCAAAUUUGCCGGAGGUGUGCACGCAUAUCAAGCGAUCGCUUGUUUCUUGCCGCAAGUCACUACGGUAGAUCGUUGAGCUCUUCCACAGUAGUCACUGGACAACGCCAUUUGCUGCUAACUCAGCAUCAGUGAGCCGCAUGCGCCGAGGAGGGCGUUUCCCCAAUGCGGUGCGCGCGCAUAGUCUCGUCGUGCGUGAACCAGGUCUACGAGACUAAGCCAGGAUGCCUGCAGAGGAACUCUUAUCCUCCAGUGCCUUCUAUCACGGUCAAGGCCAGAGGCGAAGGCCUGGACCUCCCGAUCUUUGUCUCGCAAGAGACAAUCGAUCUCAGAAUCUGUACCACCAAUCGUCUCUAUCAGGACUCUGUCCAAGUCACUAACAGAGGAAACACGGCCCUCCGAGUGUCGUUCGUAUUGCCCCCCGAGCUGACCCCCCACCUCGAAAUUUCGCCCCCUCACAGCCUCAUCCAGGGGGCGUCUUCGUUCUCAGCCCAGCUCAAGUUCCUCCCACUCCCUGGGAUCUUUGCCGACUGUGACAAGUAUUUCGAGGGCGACUGUUUGAAGAUUCCAGCUGAAAUACGUGUCGUUGAUCAGGUUCUUCCAGUCCCCUACUCCAUCUGUGCCCGAGUGGCCACAUCUGACCUGGUGUUCAGUAGCAGUGACAUUGACUUUGGGACCUGCACACUCCACGAAUCAGUCGUCGCCACUCUGAGCAUCACCAACACCUCAAUUCUACCCCAGGAGUUUGGAUUUGUACAUCUCCCAGACUGUGUUGAUGUCCAGCCAAAUGAUGGAUUUGGGACCAUACUCCCUCAAGAGACUAUUUCACUUGAUCUCAUGUUCAGUGCCAACAAACCUCGAGACUACAGCUUUGAGCUGACCUGCCUUACCCACCUCAACAGGAGUUUCAAGAUCUCUUGUAAGGGAAGAGGAGCUCUGCCGUCACUCAAGCUGUCCGAGAACGUCGUGAAUUUCUCAGCAACUCCCCUCAACAGUCUGACCACUGCUCGCAUAUCCAUCACCAAUACCAGACUCGGUCGACUCAGCAGCGCCGUAAUCAGGGGGGCCGUUCUACCCCAGGGACCCAAGGUUUUUGAAUUUUCGGUCCACGAUGGGGUUCCAAUGGAAAUCUCUCCUCGUGUUGGCACAAUUGAUCUUGAUGAGAGUGUCUCCAUUGAGCUGUCCUACACUCCCUCUCUCCCUGUCACUGCCAUAAGAGAAGAGGCACUGAGACUAGCCACUGAGGCUGCAAGAAUCGGGGCCAGGGAAGAAGCUCUCGCUGCUCAGCAGAGAGACCAAGAGUCCGCCUCAACUCCUGAGCAAAAGAAGGGAAGUCGUGCAGCUAGUCGAGGUGAGAGCCAGAAGAAGAAGAGGAAGGGAAAAGGGGAGGCCUCCUCCAGUGGUCGAGAGAUUGAAGCUAGCGGCAGGAAGAGUGGUGGAGAUGGUGGAGGAACUGACAGAGAAAGAAGCUCCCAAAUCCAGCAAGGAAAGACUGAAGGUGCCAGAAGCGAUAAGGAUGAUUGCAGUGGUGAGGAAGGGGUUAAAGUCGACGCCCCCGAGGAAGGUUCCGAGACGUGGCGACAGGCCGUGGCAAACCUGCUAAACGGGUUUCAGAACUGGACUCACCAGUUUUCUGUCUCCUGCUUCAUAUCAUCAGCAGCACCAACAUCUGAACUCGACACCGUUCCAUACAGACCAGAGGAUACUCUGUACGUGGAGGUAAGGGUCCCUGUGGUGAAGCCGUCACUUCUGAUCCUCUCUAACGAUGGAAACAGUACUCUCGAUUUCGGCUCAGUUGCCACAGGUAAAUAUACCAAAACUAUUGGGGGAAAAUUCCUGAUUUCCUCCAAAUUUGUGAAGCGUGCUUACAUUACGUAUUCCUUUACUAUUUUGUACAUAAAACUCAAACUUACAACUUCCACUAGUAUUAUGUACACAUCGACCAACUCCCAGGUGAUUAUCUUACCAAACAUCUGACAGUGAAGAACAUUUCAGACAGCUCCAUUCAGCUGAUGUCUUCACCACUGGAUCCUGGCGGUCCGUUUGAUCUUCGGAAUGCCCUUCGCUCCGUCCCUCCCUCUUCCACCCACACCCUCUCUCUCAAGUUCUCUCCUAGUCAUGGAGGCCAAUUCUACGAGGUGAUGAGACUGUCCCACUCCGGGUCUGGUGGAACGGAUCUGAGACUCAUUGGAGAGGCCGUGGAGCCACGUGUGGUACUGGAACCUGACUCCGACAGAAUGGACUUUGGACACACAUACACGGGAGACACGAGUGUCAGGAAGUUCCAACUAAAAAACGCAUGUUCUUUGGGUGUGCGGUACAACAUUGAGCUUCUAGGACGAAACGAUGUGAAAGGAGCUAAAUUCAGAGCUGCAAAUUAUAGUGGGAAGCCUGUGUUUGACUGCGUUCCAUUCCAAGGAAGAAUAGAACCAGAAAGUGUGGCGGAGUUCCAAGUCAUUUUUUCCCCGGAUCAUCAGAGUGCUCACUACUCUGACACCCUCACAAUCAACAUCAAUGACUCGCCCACCCAUACUCUGACACUGGCUGGCCAAGCGUGCUCCUCCAUCCUGUACAUCACUGGCAGUGACAACCAGACAGAGGCAGAGUUCCACAGCAUGGCAGCUGGGAUGCCAUCCCUUGGACCCGACGGAGAACCGGUUGAGCCGGUAGAACCGGUUCUGGUCCUGUUUGACGAGAGAGCUGGUGAGGGUGGUGGGGACGUGGUGAAGAGGGAGCUGGAGAUUGGCUGUAUCAAGUCAGCCACAGUGAAGAAGAACACUGGCGAUUUCACGAUUGAAGCUAUACCACCUUCCAACCCUCACUCAAAGACAUUCACCUUUGAUCCAACUAAGGGAACAGUUGAGGCUAGCAGUACAAAGACAGUGGCCAUCAGUUUCCACCCUCCGCAGUCAGCAGUCAAAGACGGCAUCAUCCAGGCCAACACAAAUAUUAUCCUGAAAGGAGAUGUGACUCGAACAUGCAAGCUCCUGUUACGAGCCAUCACUGCAGAUUAGACAGUAUCACCAUUAUAUGCACGCCAAAGAUCACUUAAUUUAGUGUCAAUAUGCACACCAAAGAUUACGUAAUUUAGUGUCAAUAUAUACGCCAAAGAUCACGUAAUUUAGUGUCAAUAUGCACGUACUCCAAAGAUCGUGUACUUUUCUGAAUACCAAACGACGACUCUUUUAAAAAUUCAUAAUCAUGGCUAUUUACAAUUUUAACUCUAACCCUACACAACCAUCUCAUCUUAAAACAUGGGACUACUACAUAUUAUGUAUGCAAUGUGCGUCCGUCCAUACGCAGCUGUCGGAAUUCAAAUUCGAAAUUUUGAAUUUCA